CCGAGUACCGCUUCUUUGAAACUGGUGGGGAAAGUGUUUCUCCCUCCAGUACCGCACUCCAGCAGUCAAGUGAAAACAAAUCCGUGCCUAACCUCCGACUGGCUUCUGUUAGAUGUGAACACUAUCGAGGGAAUUCGACGCUUUUAAAGUUUAGCUGGUGUCAAGUAAACUAAAGCAUAUCUCGGACUCCUCUGAGCGACGAGCCUGAAAUGCUUGUUUGGCAUCUGGGGCACAAACUUCAGAACCAUAUGCAAUGAUUCGAGGCCUUGAGCUGCAUCCCGUAAGAUGGCUUUCGACAUUUCUCUGCGUUGCUACUCUCCUGGGGGCGUGCCGCGGCCUGGAGCUGACGGCGCGCUUCUCCCAGAGCGGCAUCCACGGCGAGGUGCGCUUCACGGCGGACGCCAACGGCACGGGGACGGGCACCCUCGUCAACACUUACCUGGAGGUCGUCGACGACCUUGAGGCCUCCGCCGAGACGCCCGACGUGUGGUCGUGGAGCAUCCGCGAGUACCCCGUGGACUACUCCCUACUCGGAGGCCGAUGUGAAGACGAGCAACUAGGCCGAAGUGUGGUGGAGCUGGACGCGGUGCUGGGCCGCCUGUCGCUGCCGGAGCUGGCGACGAGCGAGAUCGUGGUGCCCGACGACGCCCCGGUGUCGCUGACGGGGCCCCGCGGCGUGUGGGGCCGCUCCCUACUGCUCGUCAACGAGGCCGACGGCCGGCGGGCCUGCGCCACCAUCACGGUCUCGGGGCGCGCCGACGAGCGCGUGGCGGAGGCCCGCUUCAACCACGUCGCCAUGUCCGGGUCGGUCUUCUUCCGCUGGGUGGGCAGCCACACCCGCGGCGUGGCGGACCCGUCCGACGCCGUCACCCACACCGACACCCUCAUCCUGGCGGACCUGCGGCGCGCGCCGCCCGCCAACGCCACCAAGACGCGCGGCCCCGUCGUCGCCAACCAUGAGUGGCGCAUCUACGUCACCGACAUCCUGGACUCCGAGUCGGACAAGUCCCGAGGCAACUGCAACUUCCUGCAGUUGGUGUUCAGCCCGGACGCGAGCACGGCGACGCUGGGCGACUUGACUGCCCGCCUGGGGACGGUGCCCGUGGCGCAGCACCCCGCCACCGCCAAGGCGGUCUUCCGCGACCCGGUGCUGGACAGGCUGCAGUUCGACCUGGCGGGCAACGGACGCAGCCUGUACCUCGUCCUGCUCGACAUCCAGCACCCCGAGAGCUUCCUGGCGUGCGCCAGAAUCCGCCUGGUGCCCCCCGUCACGACAGUGGCCAACUUGAUGACGGCCGGGGUGCGAGGCCGGCUGUCGCUGUCGCAGCGGUCGCGGUUCGACCCCACCCUGGUGCGCUACGACGUGCGCUUCCCGGGGCCCGACGCCGCCGCCGUGCUGCGCGGCCUCCGCGUCCACGAACUGCCGCCGCCGCCCACCCCACUGGGCGCACGCGACACCCCGUGCAACCACACUGGCGCCACCUACGACCCGGAGGAGAGGGGCAUGGCCGAGCCCCAACGAGGGUUCCGCGGGCAGGACAAGUACGCCGUGGGUGACCUGUCCAGCAAGCUGAUCCCGCUGCUGCAGGACCUGCAGUCCGUGUCCUUCGACCUCCAGCUGCAGCUGUGGGACAUGUUCCUGCCGCUGCAAGGCCCUCGCAGCGUGGUGCACCGCACCUUCGUCAUCCUCAAGCCGAGCGGACCGGAGCGCUGGGUCCCUUGGACUUGCGCCCCGUUGGCGCGGUACGUGUCCGAGAACGGCUACAAGAUGGCCGUCGUGACGGCGGAGGCCUCGUUCCGCUACCCCUUGGCCGGUCGGAUCGUCUUCCGGCAGCCCAGGGACGACCCCAACGCCGACACCACGAUCAUCGUGGAGCCGCUGCUGCACUCCCACGGCCCCGCCAACAACACCCAGGACCACCGCUGGAUGGUGCACGACCUGCCGCCGGGGAAGGACUACUUCAACUGGACGGCGCGCUGCGUCAGCGCCGGCCAGGUGUUCGACCCGUACUACAUCCUGCCGGUCAACAGCUCCACGACGGCGGCCACGGUGUGCAGCCCCGACGCGCCCGGCCUGUGCCGCGUGGGGGACUUGACGACGCGCCACGGCACGCUGCACGUAGCGGGGCGCAGGAUGAACGCCGCGCCCCUGACGCGCCGCCUCUUCACCGACCGCCACCUGCCCCUCAGCGGCGCCGCCAGCGUCCUGGGCCGCUCGCUGGUCCUGUUCGAGGACGACGGGCCCAAGGCCAGGGGCGAGCGGAUGGCCUGCAGCAAGAUUUCUGGCGUGUACAGGAGGAAGGGUGUGGUGAAGAAUUGGUUCAGCAACGGCGGAAAAGCUACUGUGACCGGCAAGAUGGAGAUACUCCAGCAGUCGGACUACGACAGCACUGACCUGGAGGUCGGCCUGGAGGGCCUGGACGACGCCAACGCGUACGAAGUCCACGAGGCGCCAGUUCAAGAACAGCUGGAAUUCCCUUGUGAAGACACGACGCUGGAGGGUGUUUGGGCUCCCCCUUCGUUCGAGCCGACCGUCGCUCCAGGCAUCGGGACUCCAGACCAGCACCCCUUGGGGGACCUCGGCGCCAAGUUCGGCUACCUGGACAACCAGACGCACCUGAACGUCGCCUACAACGACACCACGUUGACGUUGUUCGGACCAAACGCCAUUAUUGGGCGCUCGGUCGUUAUAUCUCAAAAGGCAAAGAACAAGAGGUGGGCCUGUGCUUCCAUUGAGCGGGGCUAUGCUCCUUCUGAAGCUCGGGAGUUGAGAGCAAUUGCAUCAUUUCAUCAUCCUGCAGGAUUUGCUUAUGGAUAUAUUAAAAUGACUCAACUGAUUUAUUCCGAUAACAGUCAAAGUGAUACUGUCAUUGAGGUCAAUUUACGACAUCCGGGAAAACACGAUCGAAAUAUUACUCGAAACCAUAAUUGGGCUAUUUAUGUCAAUCCUGUUGGAGUUGACGCAGCUGUUAAAGUUCUCAACACUAGGUGUACUGCUGCAGGGUAUAUUUGGAACCCCCAUUUUACGCAGCUAGCUGAUCCUAGAAAUGAUGAAUUGUAUUCACAAGAGUGUAGCCCAGAAACUCCCCUGCGAUGCUACACAGGAGACAUUUCAGGUCGAUUGGGGCCUAUAGACCUUGGAGUGUCUCGGAAGGUAUUUACUGACUCAAGUUUCCCUCUGGAGGGCAAAGUAUCUGCUAUGGGUCGCUCAAUAGUUGUUUUAAACAAGGACUUUGGCUCAGAACGAUUUGCAUGUGCCAAUAUAGAACCAGACAAUGAUAUAAUCAAAUAUGCAAACAUACGCAAACCACCACGGUUUGUGGUUUCUCAGUUCAUUGAGGAUGUGCGAGAGGUCAUGGGGGUUCCUGAAUGGAUGCUUACAGUUGACAGUCGAAAGACCAAAACUUUAUACAAUGGCAACUGUAUACAAUUCCUGCUCCAUUUCAAAGGUCCUAUUGCUCAUCAAAUAGAACAAGAUUUUAGUCGGCUAUUAAACACAGGAAAAUUAUCUAGUCCGACUCUGUACAUUCCGGGCUACACAGUUACUACAAAGAGAAAGUCCUCUUUACCGUACAAAGUUUGCGGAACAACAGACCCAGCUGAAACUAUGAAAAAAUCCUCAGAGGGUGGGAUUCUCAUAAGCCUUCUGUCAAUCCGAAAAUCAUCCUCGGCCCCAAACACUGGGUUUCACUUCUUCCAGAUCCUUCUUGUAUUUGUUCCUUUGUGGCUCAGCAGAUAAAGCUGCUUGGGUUCACAAUCCUAUAGUAGUACAUCGAAAUGCUGACUGCAAUCAUCUACCGGUAUUGCGAUUUAUUUUUUUAAAAAAAUGCAGUCAACAUACUGUGAUCUGUGUUUUACAUUGUAACUAUUGUGAGGCUGUGAUAUUUUGACUUGAUCGUUUUCAUAAUACUGCUCACAACUGAUUAUGCUGGCAUAACCAGGUAUGUACUUAUUUUAUGUUUACUUUACUCUGUGGUUCUGAGAAUGAGUUUCUUCUGAAUUCAGCUAUUCUUUCAGCUGACUGUACUGAAAACAAUAAUACUUAUUAGUAAAGUCUUUCUAGCUUGGAUAUUUAACUGGCACUCUUUUUUUACGUGAUAGUUUGUAAUAUUUAUUAUUGUAAUAAAGUGUCCAAUUUCAUGUAAA
Messenger RNA from Thrips palmi, 4146 nucleotides. RefSeq lists its product as uncharacterized. Bases 254 to 3739 code for a protein of 1161 amino acids. NCBI's taxonomy places the organism in Eukaryota, Metazoa, Arthropoda, Insecta, Thysanoptera, Thripidae. Gene Ontology annotation, molecular function: metal ion binding. The record is from RefSeq and is a predicted model, not a curated record. Gene Ontology annotation, biological process: superoxide metabolic process. The transcript is spliced from 19 exons.